AUGAGUGGUUUAGUGUCUCUUCAGGGCUCAUCUGGAUCCACCACUGCAUUUACUAGUGGUUCUGGACAAAUUGUAUUUGCACAAGGGAAACCUGACAGCUUUUCUUCCAACGCUGCAGUUUCUGGCCAGUCUGCUUAUGACCAGAGCUCCCCUAGUCUGUCUAAUUCAGCGUCUCCAGGUACCACCUAUGGUGUAAUUACUCAGGCUCAAGGUACAAGUCAGUUUGCUCUAGGGUCUUCCCCAUAUGCAACCAUAUCAUCGCCCAAAUAUGUUAGCCAGUUGACAACUGGACCAAGUUCAAAGCCAUUUAUGUCGGUGUAUGGCACCAAGACUUUAUCCUCUGCUCCUUUCACCUUGCAAGGAAGUGCCACAUACGGUGGACCAAUUCAAACGCAAGAGACCACAAGUCAGUUUGUUUCAGGAUCUACAUCCCCGUAUGUAGCUAUAUCCUUGCCCCAAGAUGUUCCUAGUCAGUCAGCUGUGCCAAGUUCAAAGCAGAUAACCUCUGUCUAUAGCACCCAGACAGGAUCCUCUGCCCCUUUCACUCUGCAGAGAUUAGUCCAAGCUCCAGAUACAAGCACUGUUUCAGGAUCUUUAACCCCAUCUGUAGCCGUAUCAUUGUCCCAAGGUGUUCCUAGCCAGUCAGCUGUUCCAAGUUCAAAGAAGACCAUUACCUCAGUCUAUAGAACUCAAACAGGUUCCUCUGCUCCUUACACUUUCCAAGAAAGCACCACAUAUGGUGGACUGAUCCAGGCUCAAGAUGCAAGCCAGUUUGUUUCGGGAUCUUCAACCCCAUAUGUAGCUUUGUCCAUGCCCCAAGGUGUUACUAGUCAAUCAGCUGUGCCAAGUUCAAAGCAGAUAACCUCUGUCUAUAGCACUCAAACUGGGUCCUCCACUCCUUUCACUCUGCAAGAACUACUCCAGGGUCAAGAUUCAACAAGCCAGGUUGUCUCUGUAUCUUCAACCCCCAAUGUAGCUGUAUCAUUGCCCCAAGUUUUUACAAGUCAGUCGACUACUGUGCCAAGUUCUAAGAAGCCAAUUACCUCUGUUUAUAGCACCAAGGCAGGAUCCUCUGCUCCUUUUACUUUGCAGAGGUUAGUCCAGGCUCCAGAUGCAACAAGCAAGGUUGUUUCAGGACCUUUAACCCCAUCUGUAGACCUAUCAUUUAUCCAAGGUGUUCCUAGUCAGUCCGCGGUACAAAGUUCAAACCUACUCCAGGGUCAAGGUUCAACAAGCAAGGUGGUUUCAGUAUCUUCAACCCCUUAUGUCUCUGUAUCAUUGCCCCAAGUUGUUACCAGUCAAUCAGCUGUGCCAAGUUCAAAGCAGAUUACCUCUAUCUAUGACACACAGACAGGAUUAUCUGCUCCUUUCACUUUGCAAGGAGGCACCACAUACAGUGGACUAAUCCAGGCUCAAGAUUCAGCAAGCCAGGUUGUUUCAGGAUCUUCAUCCCCAUAUGUAGCUGUAUCAUUGCCCCAAGUUGUUACUAGCCAGUCGACUACUGUGCCAAGUUCAAAGAAGCCAAUUGCUUCUGUCUUUGGCACUCAGACUGGGUCUUCUCCUUUCACUUUGCAAGGACUGCUCCAGGGCCAAGAAUCAACAAGCAAGGUGGUUUCAGGAUCUUCAGCCCCAUCUAUAGCUGUAUCACUGACCCAAGGUGUUACCAGCCAAUCAGCUGUACCAAGUUCAGAGCAGAUUACCACUCUCUAUAGCACUCAAACCGGAUCCUCUGCUCCUUUCACUUUCCAAGAAGGCACCACUUAUGGUGGACUGAUCCAGGCUUCAGAUACAACAAGCCAGUUUGUUUCAGGGUCUUCAACCCCUUAUGUAUCUGUGUCCUUGCCCCAAGGUGUUACUAGUCAAUCAGCUGUGCCAAGUUCAAAGCAGAUAACCUCUGUCUAUAGCACUCAGACAGGAUUAUCUGCUCCUUUCACUUUGCAAGGAGGCACCACAUACAGUGGACUAAUCCAGGCUCAAGAUUCAGCAAGCCAGGUUGUUUCAGGAUCUUCAUCCCCAUAUGUAGCUGUAUCAUUGCCCCAAGUUCUUACUAGCCAGUCGACUACUGUGCCAAGUUCAAAGAAGCCAAUUGCCUCUGUCUAUGACACACAGACUGGGUCUUCUGCUCCCUUCACUUUGCAAGGACUACUCCAGGGUCAAGAAUCAACAAGCAAGGUUGUUUCAGUUUCUUCCCCAUAUGUAGCCGUAUCACGGCCCCAAAGUAUUACCAGUCAGACAACUCUGCCGAGUUCAAAGCAGAUUACCACCGUUUAUGGCACUCAGACUGGCUCUUCUGCUCCCUUCACUUUGCAAGGACCACUCCAGGGUCAAGCUUCAACACGCCAGGUUGUUUCAGGGUCUUCAACCCCAUAUGUAGCUGUAUCAUUGCCCCAAAGUGUUAUUAGCCAGUCAAUGAGCAUGCCAAGUUCGAAGCAGGUAACUUCUGUCUAUAGCACCCAGACAGGAUCCUCUCCCACUUUGAAUUUGCAAGGACUACUCCAGCCUCAAGAUUCCACAGAUCAGUUUUCUACAGGAUCUUCAUCCAUCCUUCAGACCUCAACCACCGACACUUCUAAUCCUUCCAACAGCUUUUCCACCUUAAGACGUUACUACUCUGUCAAGGGCUAGGAGACAGUUAAACUGCCAUGUUUCAAUGUCUGUUUGCUACUGCUUUUCAAUAAAAUUAAGUUAAAUUUACAA
This is a messenger RNA of Danio aesculapii, 2697 nucleotides long. RefSeq lists its product as uncharacterized. The transcript has a single exon. The record is from RefSeq and is a predicted model, not a curated record. NCBI's taxonomy places the organism in Eukaryota, Metazoa, Chordata, Actinopteri, Cypriniformes, Danionidae. Bases 1 to 2625 code for a protein of 874 amino acids.